This is a messenger RNA of Protopolystoma xenopodis, 1458 nucleotides long. The record is from the annotation of a GenBank genome assembly. Lineage: Eukaryota; Metazoa; Platyhelminthes; Monogenea; Polystomatidea; Polystomatidae.
AUGCCGAGUCCUCGUGACCAGCAAACCGUCUUUUCACGAUUCUGUAUCAAGUUUGUGUUCAGCGAGCUGAGAUUUGUCCGGCCAAACACUUUACAGGCACCUCUGGCCUGCAUAGACCGGACGACACGGCGACAAAACCGAGGGCAGUCUGAUCCAGAAAGAGGUUGUCUCAGCCAACGUGUGCCCAAUCCCAGACCAAGUCGAAUCUUCUCUCCAGUUCAGUCGAGAUUGGAAUGGCUUUUUACAGUUCGAGCCCUUAAAAUUGUCAGAAUUAGACAAAAGCGCUUUGCAAAAGAGAGGAGCCUGAGUCGGUGUAAAUGGCUUGAGGAGAUGCAAGGACCGAGACGAGCUGCUUCUCAAUUUCACUUUGCCUCAUUUGCCAAACUGCUUUGCAGCAUCCCGAUUCGGGCGUACGGCUUCACCGCAACAGUGACUUUCUCUGGUCGUCAUGCUGGCGAGGGCUUGUCGGCCUGUGUGGUAGCAACAGGCGAGUCCAGUUGCCAUGGCGACAAGGGUCCCACUGUCAAUUGUGCCGGGGUGCGGGCGACAAGAGUCGGAAGCAACGUGUCAUUGGUGUUUCAACGACCGGUCCGAUAUGCUCGGUUUGGCUCGCCUCUCACACAUUCACACACACACACACACACAGACACACACACACACAUGAACACACUCACGCAUGCAUACACGUCGGCAUGGAGACAAGGAAAGCGGAACACCGAGGCACGGCCGGCAGUUGAGCAGAGUGGGCAGGCGGCGUUGUGGUCUUGCGCGAGAAUGGCAAAAUCCGCUUUCCACGCUUCACCCGUUGCCGUGUCGCCCGGCGACAGAUUCAGGAAAUGUGCGGCCUGCACAAAUGUACCCUCCACCGCGCACAACCCCCCCUCGGCCGGCCUCGGUCGCUUGCCGCGGCAGGUCGUCCGGUCGUUGUGGACAUGCGCGUCGGUCACCAACGCACCCAAUGCCGUCUCCUGCCUCCAAGGCUCCCCUCUCUUCGGCAUUGUUCAGGCAAUAACAAUAUUGCGAGCAACCCUUCGAGGCAGCCAGUCUCGGUUGGCCAACUCGGGAGUUUGCGCGAGCCUCGAGCCCUGCCGCAACGGAGCCACUUGCCAGGACCGGCUGGUCCUCGUCGACGACUCGAGGAGCCCGGCGCUCGCAGCUUCCUCGGACUAUCCUCCGUACCUGCCAGCGGAGUUGCGAGGCAAAGGUCGAGAGGCCGGCUACAUUUGUCGCUGCCGACACGGUUGGGCGGGAGUCAAUUGCACCGACAACGUGAACGACUGUCUCACGGAGCCCUGCAGACACGGCGGCGUCUGUGUCGAUCUGCCCGAGGCCAGGUACAAAUGUAUCUGCCCGCAGCACUUUCUCGGUAGGCCAUCACAGAAUGACCAAUUUCCUGUCGGAACUGGGCACUCACGACGCCCUCACAGACAGACAAGGCGUUCAGGAAGACCUGGAUGA